AUGGUUAUUGCAUUUAUUUCACGAGCAUGCGUGAUAGUUAUUUCAUUAUGGGAUGGAGAGACCGAUCAAACCAUCUUCGACACAUCUAUACUAGUCUUCGAUAUGGAUAUGUUGGAAUCUUCUGGUUAUAAAGAUUUUGUGUGGGCAGUUAAACUAAACCGUAUGAAUUUAAACAUGGUCGGUUUAUGGCCUACAACCAAUAAAGACGCUAUGAAAAUAUUCGGACCUGACAUUCGCGUGGCUUUUACUUUUAUUGUGAUAACAUUUGGAACUCUUAUUCCGCUUUUCUGUGCCCUUACACGAGUUUGGGGCGACCUAAUACUGAUGGUUGACAAUUUCCGAAUUACGUUACCUGUAAUGGUGCUACCAGUUAAAAUUGUUAUUAUGCGAUGGAAACAAACAGUUUUGUUAUCCCUCAUAAACACGAUGGCGGAAGAUUGGAUAGCGUCAAAAGUGGCCGCAGAGAGGGAUGUGAUGAUAAGACGAGCACGAAUCGCACAGAUAUUCGUAAUGUUCGGAUAUUUUAUGAUGGGAAUGGUAUUUAUUACGCUAAUUAUUCUUCCCUCUUUUGGUAUACAAAUGAGAAACUUAACGAAUCUCACGGAUCGGAACAAACCAUUACCGCUGCAGACGUAUUAUUUCUACGACACAGAUCGGAGUCCACAAUUUGAGUUGACAUUUCUCAUUCAAGCGAUAACAGUCAUCCAGGGAGCUAUAAUUUACACGUCGAUAGAUUCCCUUUUGGGUCUCAUGAUUCUUCAUAUCUGCGGCCAAUUGGAGAACUUUAAGCGUCGAAUAAUCAGCUUGGUCUCGAGCAAAGACUUCAACAAAGUUCUGAGCAGCAAUAUAAUGAUUCAUUUACGUCUGAUCAGGUGAAUU
Messenger RNA from Nylanderia fulva, 879 nucleotides. RefSeq lists its product as uncharacterized. Gene Ontology annotation, cellular component: plasma membrane. Gene Ontology annotation, biological process: sensory perception of smell; detection of chemical stimulus involved in sensory perception of smell. The record is from RefSeq and is a predicted model, not a curated record. Lineage: Eukaryota; Metazoa; Arthropoda; Insecta; Hymenoptera; Formicidae. Gene Ontology annotation, molecular function: olfactory receptor activity; odorant binding.